AUGCCUAGGCCUGUUGAGAGAAUAGCAGAGAUCAACGAUGGAAAAGAGCUUUGGAAGAUUGUUGUUAGGAUUCACCACAGAUGGAAUGUUGUGUCUAACAACAAGGAACAUUUUGAAAUGAUCUUUGUUGACAAAUUGGGAGAUGAUAUUCAUGCUGUUGUUCCAGCACCACAUGUGUCGGUGUUCACCGAAAAAUGCCUAUUAGGGCAUACUUAUACUGUAUCUAAUUUUAAGGUGGUGCCUUAUGUUCUGGCGUUCAAGGCAUCAGGACACAAAUAUAUGCCGUGUGAAAUUAAUAUAUUUCUUUCAGAUGUCGUUGGAAUGGUGGAUAGUAUUGGUUAUGCACAGACUGAGUCGGGCGCAAAGAAGCAGCAAAUUAGCAUGAUGUUGCGUGACCACGGCAACAACAUGUUGAACUAUACUCUGUGGGAAUCAUACGCGGAUCAGUUCAUCAGGUUUAACAAAGUUAGGGUUGCUGCAUCACUCCCUACAGUUGUGUUGCUUCAGUAUGCCAAAGUGAAAGAAGAAGGAAAGUAUCCUCUGUCUGUGACAAACACCUACAAUGUGACCCUUUUAUGUGUUGAUGCUGAUUUUCCUGUCAUGAAAGACUUUAUUGAUAGAAUGCCUGAGGAGAGCAGGGUAACCCUGUCUGAUCAACUCGGAGGGAAUUCCCAAUUAUCCUCCCAGAGUUCUGAAAAUCAACAGCUGACUCCUGUGCAAAAAUUGUUCUCAAAGGCUGUUGUUUUACCUAUUGCUGAGAUUAUUCAACUUACGGAUAUUACAUUUUGUGCUAUUGUCGCUACAACAAAAUUAUUAGUCGCGUCUCCAUUUGGAUGGUACUAUCGUGCCUGUCAUAUGUGUCAAUCUAUAGCGCGUGGAGACAGCCCCCCAUUUGAGUGUGAAGCUGGUCAUGAAACCAUGGCUGAAGUCCUUAGGUAUAAGAUUGAGAUUGAGGUUACUCAUGGGGGCAAAAGCUGCAAUUUUGUGUUCUGGAACAGAGAAUGUGAAAUGCUCAUGGGUUUAUCUGCAUCCCAACUUUGUAACACUAUGAUUCAGGCUGGAAUUACUGAUCCAUUGAACUUCCCGUUAGCACUUGAUCAGUUGUUGAAGUUGGAAAUGGCUAUGAAGGUUAAGUGGCAUCCACGCUGGAAGAACUGUUCCGUCGUUAUGAUUAUAAAAAAUGAUCCUAUUAUCCAGCAACUUAAGGAAAAGUGGGGAACAGAUGAGAUUAAAGAUAGUGUUGAUGAGGCUAAAACAGAUGCCAAUGAAGACUGUGAAUUGGUUACGGAUCUGGAAAUUACAUCUGAGCACAAGCCUGAUGUUGUCACACCUGCUGGUAAGAGGCAUUUUCCUGGUGCAUCAAGUGAAUCCACUGAUUUGGACGGAUUACAUGAUGGAGAACUGUCAUCAAACAAGCUGAAGAAGAUAAUUAAAAUGGAGAAGAUUAAUUAG
Messenger RNA from Vicia villosa (hairy vetch), 1452 nucleotides. RefSeq lists its product as uncharacterized. The record is from RefSeq and is a predicted model, not a curated record. NCBI's taxonomy places the organism in Eukaryota, Viridiplantae, Streptophyta, Magnoliopsida, Fabales, Fabaceae. Bases 1 to 1452 code for a protein of 483 amino acids. The transcript is spliced from 11 exons.